Molecule: messenger RNA, 1876 nt
Organism: Rubroshorea leprosula
Lineage: Eukaryota; Viridiplantae; Streptophyta; Magnoliopsida; Malvales; Dipterocarpaceae
Source: the annotation of a GenBank genome assembly
CCAAAUCAAACAAAUAUAAUUAUUUAAUUUAUUAAAUUUACAAUUUUACCCUCAUCUUCUUCCUCAGCAUCCUCCCUCUCAAAUCUUCUAAGUUCACUCUAAAUCAAACAUUCAAUUCAAUGAGAUCAAUUAAUUCAUCAUCAUCAUCAAACAAAAUUGCCUCGUUCGAGGCUUGCUGGGUCAGGUUUAGCUGCUGGAAAUACCAACAAAAGAAUUGGGGAAUUUGGAUCAAAAGAUGGCUUCUUUGCAUGAGUCGAUAUGGAGGAAAGCUGGUAUUUUUGAGGCCAUCAUGAAUUCUACCUACACAAUAGUUAGAAAUGAUGAUUUGCUGUUUGGAGUUGCAGAGAGAUGGUUUAAGGAAACCAAGAGUUUCAUCUUUCCGUGGGGUGAAGCCACGAUCACACUAGAAGAUGUAAUGAUCUUAGGGGUUUACUCUGUUUUGGGCUCCCCUGUUUUCUCUGCUCUUGAAACAAAGGAUUUGAAGGACAAAGAGGGAAAACUUGUAAGGGCAUGGAUAGAAGUCACAGAACUUCGUAGGAGACCAUCAAAGAAGGCAAAUCAAGAAAGGGAAAUGUGGGUGUCAGUUCAUUCAGGCCUUGAUGAUGAAUUGUUGUCCAUUCGAUUCUUGAGGGUUUCAGAGCUCGUUGCGUUUGUUACUAUUCAGCAAUACUUGCCACAUAGAGUAGCAAUGCAAUUUGGGCAUGAUCAACAUCUUCCGGGUAGUGUUGCUCGAUCAAAUGGGUGUUUUGAGAUUGCUUGGGGUGAUUAUAGCAAGACUGUUGGUGUUGGGAGAUCGUAUAUUCCAUCCAGGUUUUUUGAGGCAGAUAUCACAAAUUCACAAUCCGGUACUAGGAAUGGUGGAAAGAAUCAGUAUCGUGUCUUAAUGUGCAUAGAGGUUCUGGGAAUUUUGAAACUACACCAAAAGUCUAGCGGAAUAUGGGAAGGAGACAGUGUUUCAAGUUUUGUAAUGAUACCAAAAAAUCUUAAGAGAGCCAAAAAUGGUUCUAUUCAACCAGGUUCCUCCUUUGUCCAGAGAUUGAAGACUUCGGUUUGGAUUUUGACCCCUAGGAAUAAAGUUAUCAAUGCAUCUUCUGCUCUAAGUAUUGCCCAUAAACUCAAUGUGAUACGGAACAAGAAAGUUGACCACGUUGGCCCUCCUUCGAAGUUUUUGAAAUGUUCAGCUCAUAGUUCUGAGAGAAAGGAAGAAAAAGGGGCUUUAGUAAGUCCUCUCAAAUUCCCUCCAAAUAUUUUACCAGGAUCAGUAGAGUGUUCUCAAGGAAAGAAGAACACCAUGAAUGCUGCUUCUUCUGUUGUUAUUGAUGAUUCAGAUGGUUCGGACUACUCAGUUCUUAUCUUGGAUGUUGAAAAGAAAGCAAAAGAUAAUUCUACUUCUGCUAGCUCCCCUUCUAGGACUACGAAGGAGCUACAUGAUGAUUUUAGAGUCAAAAAGGAACUUGACAGUUCCCCAAUUCCUCCUGGUUUUCCACCAAAGGGCAAAACGGUGAAAGUAAGGUGUUUAGUCGGAGAUGAUAAUGUGACCAUCAUAGAGCAUUUAAAGUCAUUUUGCAAGCAUGAAGAUGAUUUUGAAAGGCCAAGUUUGCCUGAUAGACAUUCUUCUGAUUCUUAUAGUGGAGAUAACUUACUCGUUUAGAAAUGCUGUUAUGUAGUAGAAAAGCUCAGCAAAGUUGAAUGUAACUGUGCAAGGAAGUGGGCAAUGGGGGAAACGCAUCCAUGACGAUUGCUUGAUACAUGAUUUUUGUGCCAACGUUUUAUGCUUAGAUUUGUUGGCUUGUUUUAAGUCCCCUUUGCCUGAUGCGUGUAGUGCCAAUGUUUUGUGUUUGUAUGUAAUAGCUGGCGCCUUUUUUUUUUUUUAAAA